GAUCGCCGGUGCGCUCUCUCUGCGAGGGAUCGCAUGCGUGCGCAGCACUGAGCCAUGGAGCAUCUGCACGGAGAUGAUGCUCACCACGAAGCAGGCCACGCUGCUGCUACGAUCCCUCACUUCCCCUACUUCCCGGUGCCGCUGACACCGCCGCCACUCGCCGAGCCGGCGGCUUCGACGACGUCAGGCGACCGGCACGGCGCCCCACUAGAGGCGCUCCAGCCCCCGCCGCCGUGUAGCCAUCCCGGCGGCCUGGACGGCGGCACCCCUGAUGAUCACCAACUAAUGACGACGACUGCGCUGCCGAUGAUGCUGCCGGCGAUGACGGCGUUGGACUGGCAGUCCCUCCUGCAGACGUGCCUGCAGGUAGUGCCUCCGGAGGCGGCGCCGGAGCUGCAGCAGGCGGGGGCGGCGGCGCAGGCGGAUCAGUGCAGCGGUGAGAACGAUCACGGCGAUCAGCAGCUGGCGGCCGAGAGCGGCGGAGGUGCCUGCAGCAACAAGGAGAAGCAGCUGGCGAAGGGCGGCGCGGGGAGGUCGGGGAAGAAGAAGGCGAGCCGGCCGCGGUUCGCGUUCCAGACGAGGAGCGACAACGACAUCCUGGACGACGGCUACCGGUGGAGGAAGUACGGGCAGAAGGCCGUCAAGAACAGCAAGCACCCCAGGAGCUACUACCGGUGCACCCACCACACGUGCAACGUGAAGAAGCAAGUGCAGCGGCUCGCCAAGGACACGAGCAUCGUGGUGACCACGUACGAGGGCGUGCACAACCACCCCUGCGAGAAGCUCAUGGAGGCGCUCACCCCAAUCCUCAAGCAGCUCCAGUUCCUCUCGCAGUUCUAACGAUCGAUCCGUCCCCAGCUCUCAAGCAAGCAAGCGAGCGAGCGAUCGAUCUUGCAAGCUAUACACAAAUCUAAUAACAGACACAUGCAUGUGUAUAUUAUCAUUAUUAUUAUUGUAGCAAAUUAAACUCAACCCAAACUCCCAACGGGGAAGAAAAGGAGAACAAUGUGCCUACCUCCCCUGUCACUGCAGUAUUUAUGUAUACAACUGAUGCUGGUUUGGU
This is a messenger RNA of Oryza brachyantha (malo sina), 1063 nucleotides long. Its product is annotated as probable WRKY transcription factor 56. Gene Ontology annotation, molecular function: DNA-binding transcription factor activity; sequence-specific DNA binding. NCBI's taxonomy places the organism in Eukaryota, Viridiplantae, Streptophyta, Magnoliopsida, Poales, Poaceae. The record is from RefSeq and is a predicted model, not a curated record. Bases 55 to 840 code for a protein of 261 amino acids. The transcript has 2 exons. Gene Ontology annotation, biological process: regulation of DNA-templated transcription.